Chrysemys picta bellii (western painted turtle) is the source of this 2826-nucleotide messenger RNA. It is a transcript of the gene PAQR5, whose product is annotated as progestin and adipoQ receptor family member 5. Lineage: Eukaryota; Metazoa; Chordata; Testudines; Emydidae. The record is from RefSeq and is a predicted model, not a curated record. Gene Ontology annotation, molecular function: signaling receptor activity. Gene Ontology annotation, cellular component: membrane.
CUCCCAGUUCUAUGAGAUAGGUAUAUCUCCAUAUAUAAGGUGCCAUUUUCACAUGGUCACUUUCCUGCCCAUACCUGCACUUUUAAGCAAUCCCCAUUUUGUAACCUCUUUGGAUGUUACCAAAGAGAGCCGUGACCAUGUGCUGCCCUGUGUUCCCCUCCCUGCUGUUCUCGGGAAACGUAGUCUUCCGUGCAAAGGGACAAUUUAGGCUCUGGUUGAUCCCAGCAGCUGAGUUUGUCGUAAGCAUGUUUUAAUUCAAAAUGGAUGAUUUCCGUUUGACCAGUUUUUGAGAUACGCAGGGCUCUUUCCCCCAGUCUUUCUGUUUGAAUGACGAUCACAAUGGGACAGAUUCUGCCCCUCUUACUCACCCUGAACAGUCCCUUACUCCACAACUAGCACCACUGAAAUCUGUGGAACUACGUGUGAAGUAUGGUGUGAUUCGGGUAUAGAUGUGGCGGGAUUGGGCCCAAUAUUACCAUCUGUUUCUAUAGUAUUUGAUUUCUUAAAGCUCUUUGACAUGAAUGAUUUGAGAUUUCCAGACCCUUGAAAGCAGGCAGGCAGGCGUGUGUUUUUAUCUCCCUUUCAUAGGUGGGGAAACUGAGGGACAGAGAGGUAGGACUUGGGACACUAAAGAGGCCUGUGGGUUUAUACACUAUGUACCUGUAUUCUGCUUCCUGUAGGUCUCAGUAAACUGAAUCCAGAACAGAAUCUGAUAUUAUUUUGGACUCAGUUAUUUCCAAUACAAUGUGAGUCAGAAUGAAUUUGCUCCUAAUCCCAGGGAGCGGCAUACAUGCUGAACCGCCGUCCCCUGCCCUGUGCCAGCAUGCUGCGCGGCCCCUACAGCUGGCUAAUGUGUAUGUACUGCCUGGCCAAGUGGCUGCUGUAAGCAUAUCUCACUCCGAGCCUCUCUGCUUCGGUUGCCCUGCCCUUAAGAGGUCAACAGGUUGGUUUUGUUUCUUUUGCAAACCUGUCAGCCCACUUACUCUGACUGGGCUGCUGUCUACACGCCAGCUCAGCCCCAAACAAUUCUGCUACUUACCACAUUUCUAGCACAGGGCUGAGCUGUGCAUUUUCCAUUGUACAAAGAAGAAUAGUACUGACAUCCUGGUGCUGAGGGGGCUGCCAGCUCCUCUGGUUAGUAGGGCAUCAGCAAGUGCAUCCCGGCUCCCAGAGGCAGAGAUGUGUUUCGAGAGCAGGGCAUCCUGUUUGGGUAUCGGCAUCCAAGAAGUUCUGCAGCAGACUGUCUCCUCAGUGCCUUCCAGAUGACAAACGAAACACUAAAUAUAUGGACACACUUUUUGCCUGCCUGGUACUUCCUAUGGAAGUUGUUUGCCUUGGCCUAUUCGCUGGAUAUCUGGAACGAUGUGUAUGCCUGGCCCUUUCUUGCCUACAUGCUCACAUGCUGUAUUUAUCCUUUCACAUCUAGCUGUGCUCACACAUUCAGUACGAUGUCCAUCCAGGCGAGACAUAUUUGUUAUUUCUUUGAUUAUGGUGCCCUUAGUAUGUACAGCUUAGGCUCUGCGAUUGCUUAUUCAACGUAUGUUUUCCCAGAAGAAUGGAUCGAUAGCACUUUCCAUCACUGUUAUGUACCCAUUGCUGUGCUUAACACGGUCAUUAGCACGGGUCUUUCCUGCUACUCCAGGCUUGGUGCUCCAUACCUCCAUUAUAACAGUGAUGUCAUAGAAAGGUUCCCCGAGAUACAGCAGCCCCGGCUCAGUAAAAGUCUUCGCAUGCUGGCUUUUGCAUAUCCGUACCUGUUCGACAGCACGCCUCUCUUCUACAGGCUAUAUCUGUGUACUGGGGAAAGCUGCGUGGAAAGCGUAAUCCCAGUCCACUACAGGCACUGUGUGUUUGCCUUCCUCACUUGUUUCAUUUUUGCUGCCCAUUUGCCUGAGAGACUUGCACCGGGACGCUUUGACUAUAUUGGGCACAGCCACCAGCUUUUCCAUGUAUGUGGGAUCAUUGGCACGCACUUCCAAAUGGAGGCCAUCUUUAUAGACAUGAACGCUCGCCGUGACUGGCUCUUAGCUUCCUCACCUCUUCUCUCUUUCUCUCAAACAGCUGGUUCAAUUGGUAUCUCCAUUAUCAUUAGCCUAACUAUCAUUGGGGCUUUCUCACUGGCUCUCUAUUCAACACCAAAGUCCUCUAGGACAGAAAAACUACAUCGGCAUUAAACUUUAAGUAGAGAUUGGCUUUUAGUUACAUUGCUGCAAAUGAGAAAUACCAAGUAACUUUAGUACUGGAUCAAUGAAGGUGAUGAGAUAUUUUGAUGAAUGUUUUUCUUGGGGAAGAUACUCAAGGGGUUUUCAAGAGUGAACCAUUUUAUAGUGCACUGCUUUUUGUACAUACGACUUUAAAGUUGGAGACAGAUUGUGACAUGGUUUAAAAUCGGGUCAAGUUGAUAUUUUAGCAUGAAAUUAUUUAGAAAAAAAUGAAAACAUUGUAAAAGGGAGAAGUGUCAUAUUUUGCAAGCCAGUAUUUGAGGGCAGAUUUAAUCCAAAUGACGAAACUCACUGUGAUACCAUCUUCUAAGUCAAUGGCCAUUUAUCGGUGUUGAUUUCAGUUGACUGCUUUAGGGAGGAACCAGGAAACUUGAUUAUUUUGAUUAUAACAUGAUGGUACAUUGUGCUUAUGUCAGUUCAUAGGCAUAAGUGUCUAUAUUUUAUAUAUUUAAUAUGUGGGGUAGCAUCUCGAUCCAGGACAGGCUCCAGGGUUUUUGCCGCCCCAAGCGGUGGGGGAAAAAAAAAAAAAAGCCGCGAUCGCAAUUGCGAUCUGCGGCACUCCGGCGGCAGCUCCACUGCGCUGCUUUCUUCUUCGGCGGGAAUU